Onthophagus taurus is the source of this 1001-nucleotide messenger RNA. It is a transcript of the gene Arglu1, whose product is annotated as Arginine and glutamate rich 1. The record is from RefSeq and is a predicted model, not a curated record. Gene Ontology annotation, cellular component: mitochondrion; nucleoplasm. NCBI's taxonomy places the organism in Eukaryota, Metazoa, Arthropoda, Insecta, Coleoptera, Scarabaeidae. Gene Ontology annotation, molecular function: cadherin binding.
UCCUGUCAACAAUGCUUUGACAUUUCUAUAAACGUCAGUAAACCGCUUAGAUAGAAGCAAAGUUUGUUGAUUUAUUGUAUCAAAUUAAAUAAAAAAUGGGUAGAUCGCGAAGUAGGAGCCCUAAAAAACACCACAAAAGUAAACAUCACAAACGUAGCCGCUCAAAAGAUCGUUCGGAACGUAGUUCGAGUUCUCACAGUAAAACUUAUAAAGAAAAAUCAAAAGAACGGAGUUCAAAAUCAAGAAAACGUUCGAAUUCGUGUUCGUCGUACUCUAGUACCGAUGGUUCAACAGAAAAUUCUCGUGUAGAAAGAUAUAAACACAAAAAGUCCAAGUCUGUUCGAAAAAUGGAUGAAGUUGAACGUUUGGCGGAAAUGGAACGACAAAGAAGACAACGUGAAGCUGAACAACGAAUGGUAGAAGAAGAAACGGCUAAAAGAAUAGAAGAAUUAGUUAAUAAACGUGUUGAGGAUGAAUUAGAGAAAAGAAAAGAUGAAAUUGAGAGGGAAGUGAGUAAACGUGUUGAAGAAGCAAAGAAAAUUAUGGAAAGACAGAUGAUGGAAGAGAUGGAAAGACGUCGGGAGAGACAGUUACUUGAAGAAAAAAAUAGAGAGGAAGAGGAGAGGCGGAAGCGUGAAGAAUUGGAACAUAUCAUGGCGGAGAAUAACAGAAAAAUUGAGGAGGCACAAAGAAAAUUGGCGGAAGAAAGACUGGCUAUGGUUGAAGAACAACGUAAAAUGGAAGAAGAAAAACAAAAAUUACGAAAAGAGCAGGAAAAACGUGUUAAAGAGGAACAGAAAAGGAUUUUGGGGAAGAAUAAUUCAAGACCCAAAUUAUCAUUUUCAUUGAAACCUGUUCUUUAGCAGUUUUUCAGUUUUUUAUAAAUUGAUUUUUGUGAUAAGAGUGACGGUUUUGAUUUGACGCGCGAUUCGCGAGUGCUCAGAUUUUAAUUCUUUUCUUUUGUAACUUUGAUUAUGAUUUAAAAGUAAUAUUUACUUAGG